This is a messenger RNA of Truncatella angustata, 1086 nucleotides long. RefSeq lists its product as uncharacterized. NCBI's taxonomy places the organism in Eukaryota, Fungi, Ascomycota, Sordariomycetes, Amphisphaeriales, Sporocadaceae. The record is from RefSeq and is a predicted model, not a curated record. The coding region runs from base 137 to 871 and encodes 244 amino acids. The transcript has 2 exons.
CACAAAUAUAUCCUAGCCACAGUUUGUUGUCACCGUGAAGAUUAUACCGAAUACUAUAAGUACGCGGUUUUGCAGUUGACCAAUCCAGAGCAAUGCGCAGUGACCUCAAAUUACAUCCCGUUGUACAAUACCUAACAUGGAUAGAUUUGGAUGGGCUGUGGAGCAACAACGUCAUAUAUUGGAGGAGACAGGUCGAUCAGCCCGCGAUGAGCUCAGACACGAGAUUGGGUCCUUGAGGCAACAGCUCAUGCACGCCGGUAUCCGCGAAGAGUUCCUCUCAAAAUCUGUGGACAGGCAUCGUGUUACCGAGAUUGAUCUCAUGCGGCAGCUUGUUGACGCUGAAUCGCAAUUAUUGCAAGCCCGUGCCAACACAGCGGCGCUGGAAGACGAAUGGAUGCUUGAGCAGCAAAGGCUAUUUCAGCAGCUCCAAACCCCUGAGAAAGUUAGAAAUAGAGAGGACGAACCGUAUCGUGAGGAUCAAGAUGAGUGGAUGAUAGAACAACAACGACGGUACCACCUGCUACAAAGCAGAAAGGAAUCUGCAUUGGUUGAUUCGCCCGGAGCUGAUGAAUCCGUGUACUCACCGUGUGUUCUGCAAGACCCUCCACCAUCAUACCAUGAGCAUUUCGACAAUACUCGCCUUGAUUACGAUCAGGUCGAGCCCACCGCCCACCACGAGCGGAUAAGACAACCUUCACGGCAGAUUGCACAAGUUCAUUUCGCGGAUCCCCUGGAAAUUCUGCUCAAUCCGUCACCGCCAUCAAUGCCGAAGGUGAAGAAGAAACAAGAAGCAAAACGGCAGAUUAUAGGCCUCUGUAGAAGGCGUAUCAAUAGAACAGCAGUUGGUUUCCUGGCAUUGACAUUGACUUGAUUAUACGAUAAAAGUUCAUUUAGUUCUUGUUGUUGAUCCGAACGACUGAUACGGAAGGUCUUGAUUAGAACAAUUCAGGCAAGCACCAGCAACUCGACCUUGUUCUUUUGUUGGCCCCAAAAGACAACGGACAUGCAAUUAUUGGUAUCGAAGGUAGAAUAAAUCAUUGACGUGAGCUGUUUCUAGCAUUCUUUGAAUUUGACUUGGUAUCUCCG